This is a messenger RNA of Coregonus sp. 'balchen', 3860 nucleotides long. The record is from the annotation of a GenBank genome assembly. Lineage: Eukaryota; Metazoa; Chordata; Actinopteri; Salmoniformes; Salmonidae.
GAUUCUGGCCACAGCGGGAGCUCACAUGAACAUCCCAGUGGACCUGCGGACCUUGCGGGCCGUCCGCGUGCUCAGACCCCUCAAACUUGUCUCUGGAAUCCCAAGUGAGUAGCUUACACCACCAGAUGUACUGGGUGUCCAUGGAUCUGCUCUGCCUAUCUAAAUCUAUACCAGUGGAGGCUGGUGGGAGGAACUAAAGGAGGAUGGGCUCAUUAUAAUGGCUGGAAUGGAAUAAAUGGAAGAGUCAAACAUGUGGUUUCCAUAUUUGUUUGAUGUGUUUGAUACCAUUCCAUUUAUUCCAUUCCAGCCAUUAGGAUGAGCCCAUCCUCCUAAAGCUCUUCCCACCAGCCUCCACUGAUCUAUACAGUACACAUAUAGGUAUCUGCACUGGUUCUGCUGGUGUUUGCUGGACCCCUGUCUAACCUCAUUUUGGAGUCUGUAAAGUUAGUCCCUAAUUAGUUAUUUUGUUGGCAGACCAUAUCUGAGCAGCAAGCAGAUGCAGUAGCGUCACACUCCCAAAAGGAGGACAGGCAACAAUGUCUUAGGGGGACUGUUGUGUUAGCCAAAGUGAGAGUGCUGACAGUAUCUCCUUGAAGUGGUUCCCACACUUACCAUCUAUAAUUAUUUUGUGCUGUGUAUCAUUGUUGGCACUUACGACACAUGACGGUUGUCUCUCUCUCUAUCUUUCUGUGUGUGACCAGGCCUGCAGAUAGUCCUGAAAUCCAUCAUGAAAGCCAUGGUGCCGCUGCUCCAGAUCGGCCUGCUGCUCUUCUUCGCCAUUCUUAUGUUUGCCAUCAUCGGCCUGGAGUUCUACAGCGGGAAGCUCCACAACACCUGUCUGCCCAUGCCCAAUAUCCUGGGUAAGACAGAAUAUGCGUCCCAAAUAGCCACCCUAUUCCUUUUGUAGUGCACUACUUUUGACCAGGGAAUAGAUAGGGUAUAGAGUACCUUUGGGACAUACCCAGACAGAGAAAGGGCACUUUGAGCUCUAAGCCUUAAAGAGAUGCCAUCAAGUCUACAAUAAUCCAGGACCACACUGCUCUGCAUAUCAAUUCGGGUUGGUUCUGUAGCAGUUGGUGUCCCUUUAUGAGGUUGAAUCUGUUGUAUUCAGUGUAUUUAUACCUUUACUUUGCUUAUAGCCUAUGCUUGCAUUGAACACCUAGCUACAUUUAAUAUUUUUAAACACCAACAGGAGGUUAGUAUCGUGCUGUGAUCCUUAGCUCUGUUACAUGUAAACAUGUAGGAUAAGUCAUCAUAAACAUCCUUCAAGCUGAUCAUUUAUCAGCAAGCUUAUACUGCGCCUACACAACAAGUGGAUUAUUAUUUUCUGUGAGGCUUCCUCAGCUGUAACAAAAGACUAUACAAACGUCCUGGGAGUGCUCUCUGUCAGUGGUCAGGCUGACAAUAGCUGUGUUACACAACAGACCUGAAACACACAGUACCAAUCCUGGCUGCACCUGUAAAUGUAACCACAGCCAACAUGACUGACUAGGUAAUUAAACCCCACAAUAUAGCAGCUCAAUACCUCAACUAAUUGUAAAGUCGUAGAUGUUAUUGCCUCGCUGCAUGGAUCAUGUUAUAGUAAAGUGGGUUACACAGUUCUAUUCACACAGAUGUUUAUCUCCUGAACAGAAUUUGUUAUUCAGGUAGUGUGGGCUUUUAACAAGCUUACUGGGGGAUUUGUUCCUUCAGUUUUUCACAUGAUAGGAAUUUCGUUGUCACAGAUAGAGAAGAUGAUGAAAUUAGAUGUCCUCUCAAAAUGUCAUCUUUAAAACAGAUUGUCCUUACCUUCAGCUUAUCUUUUGUUGAAGGUUCAAUAUCACUCACAGUUUGACUUGGUUAUGAAAAUGUCCUAUGAUGUCUUCCAUUGACAGAGUGUAGGGUGUUCACUCACUGCUGUACAAUGUAGAGAAAAAUGGGGCAAUUCAAGAGGGUGCCACGAAAUGAAUGUCAAAACAUAGAUGUCUUUGCCCUAUGUCAUUAUAAAUUACAUAUAAUUAAUCAUUAGAUUGUUCUCUACAAUAUUAUAACCGUAAUAGACUUGUACUUGACAGUUUUGAUGAAAUAAGAACGUUCAUUUGCUGUGAUCGUUGCUAGUUUAGACUGCGCUGUUUCCACUGGUUGGACCGAUCAAAAUCAACUUGAUACCUUCAUCAUUUCACCUCCAGAUCCUUGGCUUUCAUUGCCUAUAUUGGUGAUCAAUCUACGUUGAGAGGGGCUGUUUCUAUGGCGAUUUAAAGGGAAAGACUCAGAAAUGCACAGUGAAAACAGGAACAGAUUGUCUUCGCGGAUGGUGGAUAUAGAAAUGUAGUCUGUUAACUUUGUAAAUAAAUAUAUAUUUAGUCCCUAUUUAGUUUUGUAUUCAGUGGAUUUCAUUUAGAAAAAGCCCAUGUUUUCACUCACGAACCUGUAGCCACUAGUUAGCUUGUCAGUUGAUGUUCGAAGUUAGCUCCGUUCUGCCGCGUAGCAGCAGCACAGAGUUCUAUUGAGCAGUGACCACUUUUUGAUCAUGCCUGUGAUGACAUUCCAUUCCCUCUAAUCAUGCUAAAUUCUCAGAGCAAAUCAUCUGUAAAUUUUUAACUACACAGUAUUGUAAGGGUUGGUGUGAGGUGUGACCCAGGUGCGGUGUAGGAAAGACAGUAGGCAGAGAUGGUGAAACAAGGAUCAUUACUGGUGGUCCCAAAACCAGGAUACAAAAUAACGGAGGAGCAAAUUGGUCUCCAAAAACAGGCUGACAGCAAACAUACGAGAUACUAACUAUGACUGAAAACAACAAUGAAACAGGGAGAACAUAUACGUCUCGCGAUCAGACACUGAUUAGUACUGUUUGGCAUCGAGAACUAGCAGAGAAAACAGAGCAAGGGAACACAGGGAAGUGAGGGCAUAAAUACACAGGUGAACAGGUAGACACAGGUGACACCAAUAAGAUAAUGAUUAGUCCAGACUGUGAAUGAGGAGGUGCCUAAGGUUGUCGGAGGAUGACACCUAGUGGGUCGCUCCAGAACUGCGACCCCCUCCUGUUACACAGUAUAAGGAAGAGACAUGGGGUUUGGACUAUUGUUUUCUAUUGAAUGGACAUAUUUAUAUAAACCUUGAAUUAAUUAAUCAUUUUAUGGGUGAACACACUACAGACUGUCUCAGUUGUUUGCUAUAGUAAAGAGUUAUAUAUCAUACAUUCUAGUAUUCCUUUACUACAGUACCCAAUAUACUGUUAUGUUUCAGAUGAUGUCAUCAUAAAGGUUAUGUGGGGAUCACACUGUAUGAGGGGACCUUAUUUACCCCCUAUUGGCUUUAGAGUGCUGAUUUAUUAUAAUCACACAUUGCACAAAUCAAAUAGCAUAUUAUUAGCGUCAUCUUUCACAAGGGUUCAGGAAAGGACUUUCACACAGAGAGCUGCUGCUGCUCACUUCAUUGAUCGAGUCAUGCAUUACAUUAUAAUCAUCAUAUUUUGCUACUUAUUCAUCUCCAGUAGACGCAAGUAAUUUCUCAGAAUUGAGACAUUUCUCUGAAGUCAUCCCAUCUCUCAUGGGAAAAACACGUUUAGUUAGACUGAUUUCUGUAUUGCAUCCUUUAAAACAAUAUUUAACCUAGCCUACAGAUCCUUUAGUGGACUCUGACUAUGGACAAUAUGAACCAGUUGAGGAAGUUUAUUCUCUCUUGUCCCUCUGCCAGAGAAUGAGACGGUGGACAAGUCUGAGUCAGAGUUCCCGUGUGGGGUGAGGAAGUGCCCUGACAAGUACGCCUGCCGUGACACCUGGAUCGGCCCCAACGAUGGCAUCACCCAGUUUGAUAACAUCCUGUUUGCUGUGCUCACCGUCUUCCAGUGCAUCACCAUGGAGGGCUGGACCACCGUGCUCUAC